Messenger RNA from Ricinus communis (castor bean), 791 nucleotides. RefSeq names its product embryo-specific protein ATS3A. NCBI's taxonomy places the organism in Eukaryota, Viridiplantae, Streptophyta, Magnoliopsida, Malpighiales, Euphorbiaceae. The transcript is spliced from 2 exons. Gene Ontology annotation, molecular function: protein binding. Bases 71 to 646 code for a protein of 191 amino acids. The record is from RefSeq and is a predicted model, not a curated record.
GGAUAUGCAUAAACAGAAGUGACAAAGAUACUUGGGCUUACAUCUUUCUGUUUCAGCUCAACAUAGAACCAUGGGAAUAGAGUUGUGUUCCAGAGGUUUGAUCUUCAUUUGUUGCUUGUUUUUCCUUGCUUUACUAGCUUCAGGGGAGAGUCUGCUCCCACAAAAGAAGGUGGGGAAUUGCACCUAUGCAAUAACAAUAGCAACAACGUGCACAAUGGGAGCAGGAACUGCAGAUCAUGUUAGCCUGAGAUUCGGAGACACGAAAUCAGAUGACAUAGUAGUGCACCAUCUCAACUCAAAGCAUGUAAGAAAGUUAGAUCCAUUGCAGCCUGAAGUGCUCGAUGAUAUGCCUAGAAGACCUUUCCAGGCUUGCAUGGUAGACCAGUUUCAAGUCACAGGCCAAUGUGUGGACUCACCAAUCUGCUACUUGUAUCUAAAAUUGGCUGGAAAGGAUGAUUGGAGGCCAGGUUUUGCUCAAGUUAGGGUACUAGAAAUGGAAGGAUCGCAUCUUAGCUCAGAUUACUUCUAUUUUCGUCGGUAUUUGCCUCGACAUGUUUGGCAUGGCUCUGAUUUGUGUGACAGAGAGGUUACUCCUUUUGGGAUUAAACAUAAAAGAAAGGUCUUUGCAAGGAAGCUGGCUAAUUAAUUACAAUGGUGGGCACAUAAAAUCAAUAGCUACAUUUUGUAUAUAGUUAAUUAGUGCUAAUUGAUUGAAUAAAUUAUGCCAUUAUAUAUUUUGUGGAUAGCUAUAGUGCUCAUUAAUUAAGUAAAAGAAAAUGUUUGAUUAAUUU